GGACAGAUCAACAAAGCUUGCUGGAGUGUCGGACAGAGACAUCCGAUGGGCGGCCGAGAGGCUCUACGCGCUCUGGUCUGGCGUUCUCGCUGCUCCUACUGGACGCUGCAGCGGUUCCUCCCCGCAUGGCUAGUGUCCGCUUGGAUCAUCGCUGAUACCUGUCUGCUGGUCUAUCAGAUCGACAAAGCACAUGGGUCACAAUACAACCUGUUGUUCGCUCGUUAUGCAUACGUGCUCCCGGCUACUGUUCGAUUUGUACUGUGGCAACGGAAUCAUGACACACCUGCAUUAGUCUUGCACCAAUGGCUGGCGGACUACGUUAUUCGAGGAUGGGCACUCUCAUCCUUGAAUAUUUGCACUGUGAUGGACCCUCGUGGAAUGAGGAAUGUCGCGAUUCCCGAUACGCUGCAACGAUACGCCACACACCGAUGAAUCUCGUCGACUACUUGGCUCGAACUCAUUCUGUUCAGCCCGAAAGGCGCAGCAGCGGGGGAGUGACAUCCGGAUGGCUCUCGCGCCUCUACCGCGCCCUACUAUCCGCAUCUCGGCGCUUGCUUCUAGAUCUUCG
This is a messenger RNA of Neohortaea acidophila, 568 nucleotides long. RefSeq lists its product as uncharacterized. The coding region runs from base 46 to 432 and encodes 128 amino acids. The record is from RefSeq and is a predicted model, not a curated record. The transcript has a single exon. Lineage: Eukaryota; Fungi; Ascomycota; Dothideomycetes; Mycosphaerellales; Teratosphaeriaceae.